This is a messenger RNA of Orbicella faveolata, 564 nucleotides long. Its product is annotated as small cysteine-rich protein 6. Lineage: Eukaryota; Metazoa; Cnidaria; Anthozoa; Scleractinia; Merulinidae. The record is from RefSeq and is a predicted model, not a curated record.
GGGGAAUAAAUAAGAGCGUGUCUUGCAGUGUUCAUCAGUACUUGAAGAGAGUAUUUGAUAUCGCACAGUGAACCACCGUCGGAAGUUCCAAUUUUCAAGCCAAGUGAUGGACACCAAAGUUGCCUGCCUGUUGCUGAUCAUUUUGGGUGCACUUACCGUGCAGGGUGCAGUCUCCGGAAACAAGAGGAUAAACCCCUUGCACGCCAGGCAGUGGGGCGAGCAGUGCAUGAACAGUAUGGAAGAGUUUUGCGUCCCAGAGUACAGCGAGUGCCCACCUGAAUAUGAACCAUGCCGCGAAGACAAGUACUGCGAGAACGACUAUUAUUGCUGCUGCAGAUACUCUGGGUAUUGAUUGCGGCAAUGACGUCUCAACAAUGGAAUGACGGCCUUAACUUAGUAUUAAAAUGAUACUUGGCAAAAUAAAAACCGAGGAAUUAAUUUAGUAAAUGUGGGUAUUGAGUAAAAGCGGAUUGAGGGGUUGGGAUUCUGGUAAAUGUGGGUAAUCUGAGAAAUUCAAAAAUGUAACAAGAGGAUAAAUAAAGGCUGAAUCAUUCAAAAACGUUU